UAUACUUCGUUUGACUUAAUACGAGUUUCCUCUUCUGGGUUUCAUUCAGUAGUCAUUCUUCCCGUCGUCAUUGUUUGUUUUUUGUAUAAAUUUCCGUCGGAAGUCUAACAAAAAAUACACCAUCAAAUUUCCCCAAGUCUUACAACAUUUUCUGAAUGUGCACACGGAAUUUAUUUUGAUAUUUACAAACGGAUCCAUCUAUUGACGCGGCACAACAUAAUGCUUUUACUUUUAAAAUUAAAACCGGAAAUAUCGAAAUGUCUGAAUAUAAAUCCGUUUGCCUCAUUCGGUUGGUACAGUAGCUAAAUGAUUAAACAGAGUGUUCAUGAUCUAUGAAGGCUGAACUUUCGGAACUUUGAGAUAAGUUCAACCAGAGCGAGAGCGAACCGCAUUAAAGGAAGCUUCGCCACACAAACAUGAAGAUCCUAAAGAACGACGAGAUACAGACCGCUGAAAAGGUUCUGCUUAAACACUUACCGGCCAGUUAUAAGGUCUACGGUUUCCUACAUGGUAUUAACAGGGGCAAGCCAAGUACACUGGAGGUAAUUGUUGACACGUGGCCUGAUUUUAAGGUCAUCAUCUGCCGACCAGACCCCCAGAACAAACGCGCCCUGAUGUUCAGAAAUAAGGUGACGUGCUAUGGCACAGAUGAACAGAUUUUAAAGAAAAUGCUGACAGAACAGAUGGAUUGGAGCACGUAUUUCAUGAUUGGAGGAUUGGACAUUGCCCAUGCCCCCAUGCUUAAAGAACUGACUUCUGACAGGAAAAUCAACUGCAAAUGUGAAAUUGUGGUGCAUCUUAUGUAUCUGCCAGACAACAGCCAUCUGCUCACAUCAGCAGUUGACAGUGAGCUUGAAUCAAGAAUUUCAUCUCUUGACCUUUCCCAUGUUGACUUGGUGAAUAAGACCUGGAAGCAUGGAGGGAAUGAGAAAGGUUACAACAACAUAAAAAAAUUCAUCAGUAACUUCCCGUCAUACUGCAUCACUGAUGACCAGGGUCAGCCGGUGUCCUGGGUUCUGGUGUGUGAUUACUGUGCCAUAAGCGUGUUGCACACUCUUCCAGAGUACAGAGGGAAAGGCUAUGCCAAAGCUGUUGUGAGCACCAUGGCCAAGAGACUCCACGCUGAGGGCUACCCAGUGUACUGCUUCAUAGAGGAGGACAAUGUGGCCUCCUACAGGCUGUUUAAAAGCCUGGGAUUCGUUGAGGAUGCCUCUUACCGAGCAGUAUGGUUUGAGUUCAACUUCUGAUAUUGUAACCAUUUUCAUUUCUAACAGUUCCUUAUCCAGUGAGCAUAACUUAAGUAAUUCUAAUUCUUUCUAGUCAUACAUUGACUGUAUAUCGUCACAUUUUAUUGUGCUUAUUAUAAAAUAUACAUUUUAUUGGCUCCUGCACAGCACAAGCACUGCAUCAAGACCCAGAUUGUAAUAAUGGAAAUAUAAAUGAAAGAGGCUUUAACUGACAUAAGUAAUAGAUUAAUGUAACCUUUUCAUGGUAAGCAAAGGUGUUUGACGAGAAAUCCAACCGAAAUUCAGCUGUGUUGAUUCAUGUUUUUGCUUCAGCUCUGAACAGUUCUCGAAUCAUAUACACACAUAUAGAAGAACUUUAUACAUCAAUCAGUCUGUAACAUUAAAAACACCUGUGCUGCCAAAACAGCUCUGAACUGUCAGGGGAAGAGACAUAGGACCUCUGGGGGUAUUUUGUAGUCAUCGGCAUCAGAAUGUUGGCUCCUUUGGGUCCUGUGCGUUGAGGAUGGGGGCCUCCAGGUGGGGUGUAUUUGGUGUGCAGUGUUUACAUUGCAUUGUAAACAGAUGAUCUUAUUCUAUUCAGAUAAUUGUAUUCACUUCACCUGUCAGUGGUUUUAAUGUUGAGGUUGACCACUGUAUAUAUGCCAUAGAUGUAACCUUAUUUACGCCAAUGUGAUUGUAUGUCAGCUUGGUUCCCUUAAAUAAAGACAUUUCAUUCACA
Messenger RNA from Scatophagus argus, 1965 nucleotides. RefSeq lists its product as uncharacterized. The transcript is spliced from 5 exons. Gene Ontology annotation, cellular component: mitochondrion. Bases 417 to 1247 code for a protein of 276 amino acids. Lineage: Eukaryota; Metazoa; Chordata; Actinopteri; Scatophagidae. Gene Ontology annotation, molecular function: glycine N-acyltransferase activity. The record is from RefSeq and is a predicted model, not a curated record.